UCUUCGUGGCGCGCUCCGAUGGCGGUGCUAAGCAGAGAUGUGGGCGGUGGGGGGAAACGGACCCGGCAAGGGAGGCGAGAUGCCGACGGAGGAGCCCGAGCGGCACGGGAGGAGCGGGAGGGAGCGGCGAGGGAUCCGCUGGUGGUGCUGGGGCCGGAUGUGGUGACGAAGAUUCUCGAGUUCGCGGACGCGCGCAGCGUGGCACGAUGCACGGUGGUAUCUCGCGGCUGGCAUGAAAUCGCCUCCAGCGACCGCCUUUGGGCCCCAAAGUAUGCAAAAUUGUUGAAAGGGAAGGCACAUAUCCCCCGGAUGUCAAAUUUGCGAGGAGCAUCAAGACUAGCAGCUUAUUCUAUGUCCAUUGUGGAUGGGAAAAGAACUCGCAUCAUGAAGGAGGAUCUCUGCGAUCAUGUUUGGGAAUUUCGUUAUAAGAAGGCUGCCCCAGAAUAUUGGCGGAACCUCGAUCCUUCAUGGAAAGGCACCAGCCCACCGAUGCACCGCUACUUCCAUCCAAAUGGCUCCCACACUGCAGAUCGUGAUGACAAAGUUUGGGGGGGGCACGAGUGCACGUACUCGAUCAUGACGAGCUACGUGGGCGAGGGGCAAAUCAGGGACCACUACGUGAGGAUCAACAGGUGGCCACCAAUGACUGUGUCGAGGAAGGAGGAUUGGAGAUGGGAGAUGAGCAACCACCUCUACUGCUACAUCAGUGUCCCUGAUGCCGAGAAGGAGGGUGGCACAGGACCUCUUUUUCCGGCAUGGUAAGUAGAGGGACCAUGCAUUUGAAACCGGCAGUUUGGGACUUGUAUAUGAAGUUUAACCUUUCCAUCUGUUGGAUGGUGGGCAACUUCUAGUUAUCUUGUGGCUUAAGGAUUUAUAGUUCUGAGAAUAUGACAAAGAAUGUGAACCUUUCUUACUGUGUUAUGGUUUUGCAUUCCAGCAAUCUUUUUUUGCUUUCGGAA
Musa acuminata subsp. malaccensis (wild Malaysian banana) is the source of this 959-nucleotide messenger RNA. RefSeq lists its product as uncharacterized. Gene Ontology annotation, molecular function: protein binding. NCBI's taxonomy places the organism in Eukaryota, Viridiplantae, Streptophyta, Magnoliopsida, Zingiberales, Musaceae. The record is from RefSeq and is a predicted model, not a curated record.